Molecule: messenger RNA, 2339 nt
Organism: Culex quinquefasciatus (southern house mosquito)
Lineage: Eukaryota; Metazoa; Arthropoda; Insecta; Diptera; Culicidae
Source: RefSeq, a predicted model, not a curated record
CUGUCACAGAUUAAAAUUCGCUAAAAGAGAAGAAAAAAUAGAAAGUGAUAGUUUUCAUGUUUUUCGAAUGUGAUUAGAAUUUUAAAAAUUGCUGGCUAAUUUUCACCAUCACUUGACCUUAGAUAGUGUAGUUUUAGUUUGUAGAAUCUUUCCCACCCGCAUUUUGGUUGAUGCCCCAGCAGACAUGGAUUGCAACAGGAACAAUGCAUUUUCAGAGAAGCUAAAGGAACAAGUGCACGGAUCGUUCGACCGUAUCCGGAAGGCACUGGACCUGCGGGAGAAGCUGCUGCUGAGACAGCUGUCGGUCGUGGUCCAGCAGUCGCACCAUGUCACAUUCCAGUUUGAUAACAUAAAGUUUGUGGACAACGGCGAGGAGGAGCUGAUUGGCCGGAUCCGGACGUACGGGAAAUACAAUAUAGAUAAUUUUAACAUCAUACUUAAAGAUCCGUACGAGAACGAGGAGUACAUCCAGGAUGAUCACGAUUUGAUGCAUAAAAGCUGUCGACGGGGAGUUGGGGAUGACGAACGGGAAAAUCCGGAGAGUGAGGAAAUUGUGGUGGAAUUCUUCAACAACAAGAGCCUUAUCAAGGAGGGUGCGGAAAUGGUGCGGGAGUCCAUUAUCAAUCUGGCCCUGAACGAAAGCAAAGAGCUGAUCGAUAAGAGUUUCAAUGAAAGUGCAGAGCUGCAGCUGGAGGAGGAUCUGGAACGCAUCAAAAUCGAUCUAACAAACUUUCGAAAUCGCGAGCGCAUUGUAACAGAUUCACUUUCAACGCAAGGUGAAGGUAGAAAGGCAUCUGUUGAUAUUAGCAACAACAACGGAAUCAGUCAGUGUGGGGCGUUUGGAAUUGACCCAACAAAAGUUGCCAGGCAGCAACAGCAACAGAUGAUAACGAAAGCGUCCCAAACUGAGUUGGACAAGGCAGGUAGACACGGCAGUGGCGGUAACGUUUCGUCCAGCACCGACACUGAGCGCAGUCUCGUGGCCAAAAGUAGCAAACAGCACGUAGAAAAGAGCAUGAAACACAUUUCUAAUCUGACGAUGAACAAUUGCGGCGGCACAAUCAACCUUAAAAACGUUACAAAUCUAACGAUAAACACCUGCCCGGAAGAGUCGCCGGUCAAAUCGGCCGAGCCAAAGUCUCCCCCGGCGGUCGCGCGUUGUCCCUCCGAGGAAGGCAGCCCAGAGUGUGGCUUCUACAAGCGUCUCAUCACGGAGAAUAAAAUACUUCGCCAGCACAUCCUAAAGACUAGCCUGGCAUCGGCGCACGUGCCAAAUCCGCAGUCUUCCGAAUCGACCAACGUUACCAGUUCGGAAUCCCCGCGGCCACCGUCCGAAUCUUCGUCCUCCGACGGCUCUUCCGACACCAAACCACAACGGCUGCCCCUGACGGUGGCGGAACUGCGCGCCGUACUGAACCUGCCCCAGCAGGACGAUACCCUGACGCAGGUGCUUGGCGAUUUGUUUGCGCUGGCCUCGCCGACGACGGCCGCAGCCGUAGUAGCUGAUGUUGCGGCGAAAGAACCAAUCGCAGCCCGCCCCGGUGCAACGCAAGAGCACACGAUGCAAAUUCAGCAGUGGCUCAAGCAAAUCAUCUCCGAAACCGAAACCGAACCACUGCAGAACGCCGAACUGAUGGAGUUUAGCCACAUCAACAAUUAGAAUAAUGUUUAAAGAAGUUAUAACUCUCUGGCGCGAAAAAAAAAUAAAACAAAAUUGACUGGACCUAGCAAACCAAAGGGAAGUCAUCGUUCAAAAAAUGAUGACAAACUCAUUCCACCAAUCGCAUCGUUUGCAUCGCAAAUCAUUAAAUUCUAAAAUAUUUUUUUCUACAUUCUGCAUGUUUUACGCCGCGAAUCUAAGUGUAAGAAUCAAAGUUCCGUGAAGAUUACAUAGGUUUAAGUUAAACUCAAAAACUAAAAUAUAAUCAAAUCUGUGAAAUUCCCUCCUGCGCGAAUCCUUCCACGAUUAAUGGAGUCUAAACGAACGUUCCGAAUGCAUAACAUGAUAUCAUCACUUUUAAAGUCAACAAAUUUGUGAUUGUAUUAGUUUAGCUAGAUUAUUUUCUUUUGAUUUUCACAAUAAUUGUGGUACUUUUCUUACACCAAUUCCGUUCAAUCAUUCAUGAAUGUGACCAUUUUAAAGUGUAGCCGUUUUUUAAAAUGACAAAUCCGUGUUGUAUAUAUUUAAUCAAUCAGUUACAAUAUUAUAAACCGUGUUAGUUAAAACAAAUAACAAUACUACACCAACGGAAAUCUAACGAUUACUUAUUCACACUUCCAAUAAAUGAGGGGCUUAGAACUGCUCGAACACGACAAAUUAAAAAAAAAAAAAAACAAAA